UAAUAAAUAUUUAGAUUUGCGAUAAUUUAUACCGACACAAAAAUCUAUAAAAGAAGCUAUACAAAAUAGCUAUGGCCUAGUUUUGAAUUCACGAUCGCAUCAAUAAGUUGAAUAAGUGCAUUCGCUACAAAUACAUAGCCAUCGAUAAUAAUCAACAUGGCGCUUUCCGAAUGGCUCCUGAUUCUAUCCGGUGUUUUAACAAUCCUCUAUUUCUGGAUAUCCCAUCAUUUUUCGUAUUGGCGAAGAAAAAAUGUUCCCUACAUUGACCCCAGUUACAUUUUCGGCAACCUCAAGGAUAUGGUUCUUAUGAAGAGCUGUGCUGCCGAUCACAUGAUAACGCUAUACAGCCACAAGAAAGCACAAAAUGAACCCGUUGUAGGAUUUUAUAUCUUCAACAAACCAGCCUUACUUAUUCGUGAUUUGGAUCUAAUUAAAAGUGUUUUGAUCAAAGAUUUUAAUAAAUUCUCUGAUCGUUUUACAACUUGUGAUCCACAUAGCGAUGCUUUGGGAUCGUUUAAUUUGUUUUUCAUUAAAAAUCCCUACUGGAAGGAAAUGAGAAGUAAGCUGUCACCAGUGUUUACAAGUGGCAAAAUUAAACAAAUGUUUCCACUAGUUGAAGAGAUUGGUGUUGAAUUGGACAAAUACCUUUGCAACUUGGCCCUUGAUUCUAAUACCAAUGUUACCGAAGUCAAAGAUAUCUGCGGUCUCUAUACCACCGAUGUUAUAGCAUCAGUCGCAUUUGGAGUUCAGGCUAACAGUCUUAAAAAUCCAAAUGCUGAAUUCCGAAGAAAUGGUAAAGCUUUAUUCAAAUUUACACCCUGGAGGGCCUUUGAGUUUACAGUAAUUUUCUUCUUGCCGCAAUUUGUAAAAAUCUUCGGUUGUAAGAUGUUUUCUAAAGAAGCAGCUCAGUUCCUUCGAGGAACAAUUAACUACAUAAUGGCAGAAAGGACAAAAAGUGGACUUAUUCGAAAUGAUCUUAUCGAUACUUUGGUGGCAUUUAAAAAAGCCGCUGAAGCUGAUAAGGACAAACAACACAUUGCCCAGAAUACUGAUAUGUUAGUAGCACAAGCAGCUGUCUUCUUUACUGCUGGCUUUGAAACAACUUCUUCAUCAAUGUCAUUCGGUUUGUAUGAACUCUCCAAGAAGCCUGAAUUACAGAAACGUUUGCGUCAGGAAAUCAAAGAUGCUUUGGUAAAAUGUAAUGGAAAAAUCAACUACGAUAUGAUCCUUGAGAUGGAGUACUUGAAUAUGGUUCUGCAGGAGGUUUUAAGAUUAUAUCCACCACUUCCGUUCUUAGAUCGACAAUGUACAUUGGCUGAGGGCGAAAAGGAAUACUCCAUGAAGCCAUUAAGUGAUUUUGGUAUUCCAAAUGGAAUGCCAGUAUAUAUUCCGGUCUAUGCUAUUCAAAGAGAUCCAAAGUUUUUCCCAAAUCCCGAUGAAUUUGAUCCAGAAAGAUUUUCAGCAGCAAACAAAGCUAAUUUCCCACAGUUAGCGUACAUGCCUUUCGGAACUGGACCACAUAAUUGUAUUGGAGAACGAUUUGGCAUUUUGCAGGCAAAAUUGGGACUAAUAAAUUUCUUAAGAAAUCACUCAGUUACGACCUGUGAAAAGACUCACAAAAAAAUGAUACUCGAUCCAAAUGCUUUGAUUAUACAAUCGAAGGGUGGAAUUUAUUUAAAAAUUGUACGUGAUCCACUUUUAGCUUAGAAUUAAUAUAAAAUUAAAUAUUAAAGUAAGAGUUUUAUUUUUUGUUAUUAAAAAACAAAAAUGUCUUGCUGUUAAAAAGGGAUGCUCAACAUAAGAUACUUUUAAGGAAAAAAUAUUAAUUGACAAUAAAAAAAAUUACAACAUA
Episyrphus balteatus (marmalade hoverfly) is the source of this 1852-nucleotide messenger RNA. RefSeq names its product cytochrome P450 6g1-like. Gene Ontology annotation, molecular function: heme binding; iron ion binding; monooxygenase activity. The record is from RefSeq and is a predicted model, not a curated record. NCBI's taxonomy places the organism in Eukaryota, Metazoa, Arthropoda, Insecta, Diptera, Syrphidae. Bases 157 to 1707 code for a protein of 516 amino acids. Gene Ontology annotation, biological process: response to DDT; insecticide catabolic process. The transcript has 4 exons.